UCGCGCGCGGCGCGCACUUCGCACGCUCGUCAGUCGACACGCGCCGGAAACGUCGUCGGCAAAGGGAGCACGCACGCAACAUCAGCAGCAGUAGCCAGUAAGGAGAGAGAUCCGCGAAGUGAUAUAAGGACAAGAGGUUCGAGGGAUAUCACAAGAAUGAGGCUCCUCGCGGUCGUCGUGGCUUUUCUCCUUCAGGCGUGGAUCGUCUCAUGCGGGACGAGACCCAGCUUUGUUUCCGAUCAGAUGAUCGCGACUGCGGCCAGUGUCGUAAACGCCUGUCAAACGCAAACGGGAGUUGCUACAGCCGACAUAGAAGCGGUAAGAAACGGUCAAUGGCCGGAAACACGUCAAUUGAAGUGCUACAUGUAUUGUCUCUGGGAGCAAUUCGGUCUGGUCGACGACAAGAGAGAGCUAAGUCUGAACGGUAUGCUGACAUUCUUCCAAAGAAUACCUGCCUACAGAGCUGAGGUCGAAAAGGCGAUCAGCGAGUGCAAGGGGCUCGGUAACUAUUUGGCGAAGGGUGAUAAUUGCGAGUACGCGUACACGUUCAACAAGUGUUACGCGGGAUUGUCUCCGAGAACUUACUAUCUGUUUUAAUGGAUCGUGGGAGGACAACGGCAAACAAGAAGACCAAAAACAAAAUGCUCAAGAUACAAUUUCGCCGAAUGUGUUGAGAUUUUUAGGUUUAAACUACUUUCCCAUGUAACUGCUGUACGCGCCGUAUUAAGUAAAUCAUACAUGAUGUGUCGAUGAAAUAAAGGAUUCGAUCUAAUCGAUGU
Messenger RNA from Formica exsecta, 779 nucleotides. RefSeq names its product general odorant-binding protein 69a-like (gene Obp10). Lineage: Eukaryota; Metazoa; Arthropoda; Insecta; Hymenoptera; Formicidae. Gene Ontology annotation, molecular function: odorant binding. The coding region runs from base 157 to 597 and encodes 146 amino acids. The transcript is spliced from 6 exons. The record is from RefSeq and is a predicted model, not a curated record.